CAUCAAGAUCACAUAGCCUUGCUUGCUGCCUCGUGAGCAGUUGGCGUGCUUACUACCAUUCACCAAUAGAUCAAUAAUGCGCUGUGUUGCGUUCGUUCGAAGAUAGAAAAGAUAAUACAUCUGUUGACAAGGCUUGUGGAGAACCUCGAAGAUGAUCAAUCUGUUUUGCCUCACAUAUUUGGCUAGGUAGCACCAUCGCAUGUUUGCAAGAUGGGUAACAGCUACUCCCUUACCACGCCGUACGCCGGCUCUGCUGGCAUCGACAUCCCAGAACUAGCCGACCUAGUACACGAGAGAUCGAUCGGAAGCGCCCGUUUCAUGAAAAGUAUCCGCGCCCGUCAUCACGAUGGAGUUGUUCUGGCAAAGGUCACCGUGAAGCCCUAUACCCCACUAUCGCUACGCGAAUAUGGCGAGAAGAUCCUACAGGAGAGAAAUAAACUAAGAGAUGUCCCCAACGCCUUGGGCUUCGAGCGCGCCUUUGAAACUGAUGGGAACGCUUACCUUGUGCGACAAUACAUAUACAGCUCCCUCUACGAUCGCAUGUCGACUCGACCGUUCCUCGAAGAUAUAGAGAAGAAAUGGUUGGCCUUCCAGCUGUUGUGCGCACUGCGAGAUUGCCACUCUCGGGACAUAUACCAUGGCGAUAUAAAGACGGAGAAUAUCAUGGUGACAUCUUGGAACUGGCUUUAUCUCACCGACUUUACUGGCUCCUUCAAGCCCACGAAGCUACCUGAUGAUAAUCCUAUGCUUUACUCAUACUUCUUCGAUCUGUCGGGUCGACGUACAUGUUACAUCGCGCCCGAGAGGUUCAUCGAACAUAUAGAGAACCCGCAAACACAACUUCAAGGGCACAAGCUCACGUGGUCGAUGGAUAUCUUCAGUGCUGGAUGCGUCAUUGCCGAACUUUUCUUGGAGACACCUAUUUUCAGCCUCAGCCAGAUGUUUAAGUACCGUCGUGGCGAGUAUGAUCCUGUGAUAUCGCAUCUUAGCAGAAUUCCAGAUCAGGGCCUAAGAGAGAUGUUGUCGAGUAUGAUUCAGCUUGAUCCCGAGAAACGGUAUUCGGCAGAGCAGUAUUUGGACUUUUACAAAACCAAAGUCUUCCCCGAGUACUUCUAUAGCUUCCUCCAUCAGUAUAUGGAACUCAUCACCGAUUCAAGUUCUGGAAGAACUCCUAUCACGGGAUCCAUGAGAAAUCUAGGUGAAGCAGAUGAGCGGAUAGAUCGAGUUUUCUACGACUUUGACAAGAUAUCGUAUUUCUUGGGUUAUCACGAUGGAAAAGAAUCAUCUCAGCUCGCUCACUUCACUCCUCGACUCGGCCUGGGUCUUUUCCCUGUACGACUAAAUAUACCCAAUAAUGAACAUUUCACGUCUGCGGGAAAGCAGCCUCCUACGGAUGACGGAACCCUAAUCUUCCUUACACUUGUCGCCUCGUCCCUUAGAAAUACCGCUCGAGCGGCGUCUAAAAUCAGGGCUUGUGACGUAUUGUUGGCUUUCUCGGAGAGGUUAUCCGACGAAGCAAAGCUAGACCGAGUUUUGCCGUACCUAAUGACUUUACUAAACGACGAUGUCGAUCUCGUUGCUAUUGCGGCUCUCAGGUCUGUAACUCAGCUUUUGGCUCUUGUAUCUGUGGUUACCCCGGUUAAUGCCCACGUGUUUCCCGAGUACAUUAUGCCAAGGAUGCAAGUCUUCUUGUCAGGCGCUUCUAGACAACCUAUCAUGGGAAAAGAGCGCAGAGAACCAAGUGCUCUGGUUCGAGCUACGUACGCGUCUUGUCUGGGAAGCCUUGCGACGACUGCUUCGAAAUUCCUAGAGUUGACAGCCAUUCUAAGAGCAGAAGGGGCUAUUAGCACGGCUGAUCCAGAGGUAGAAGCCGGAAGUGACCCCGAUGCCGCAUUUGACGGCCUGUUCGACAAUGCGCAGGGCGAACUCGUCGAAUUAUUCGAAGCACAUGCUAAAGCUCUAGUUGAAGACUCAGACGCUUCAGUACGGCGGGCUUUUCUCAGCUCCGUCCCGGAACUCUGCAUGUUUUUUGGCAGUGCAGAAUCCAAUGAUAUUAUUCUUACUCACCUGAAUACAUAUCUUAAUGACCGAGACUGGAUGCUGAAAUGCGCUUUCUUCGAUACCAUUGUCGGUAUUGCUGCUUUCCUAGGCAGCACAAGUCUGGAGGAAUUCAGUCUCCCCCUGAUGGUACAGGCCGUAACCGACCCGGAAGAGCAUGUCGUCCAAGCAGCAUUACACUCUUUAGCGGAGCUGGCAAAUCUAGGUCUCCUAUCCAAGGCAAAAAUUUGGGAGUUAAUCGACGUGGUUGGCCGCUUUACUAUGCAUCCAAACCUAUGGAUUCGCGAAUCUGCAGCAGAGUACAUAGCCAGUGCUGCGAAACUACUGUCUCCUGCGGAUAAAAGAUGUAUCGUCUACCCUCUUAUCAAGCCAUUCAUAAAACCACAUAUUAUCCCUGAUUUCACCGAGCUUAACUUACUGGACACAUUGAAGAAACCUCUAUCGAGAACUGUCUUCGAUCUAGCUUUAUCCUGGGCGCAGAAGACUGAUAGAGGCUUGUUCUGGAAAGCCGUCAGACAACAGAAGCAGUCGACUUUCACAAUUGCGUCUACGGCGUUAGCAAUCCGGUCGUCCCGGGAAGUGCAACCUCAGACCCUUAACAAAGUCCAGCGCAACGAUGAAGAUGAACAGUGGCUCGGCCGACUACGAAACAUGGGAAUGACAUCUGAAGACGAAUUCAAAUUGCUUGUUCUUAGAGAGUUCAUCUGGCGUCUGAGUCAGAUGAGAAAUAGGGACCUGAUCACACAGGAUAACAUUGCUACGUCCUUGAAUAACAUCAUUGCUCUGAGGGGUCUAAAUGUCCAGUUACAAACCAUCAUGUUUGAUGAGACUACUGCCAAAGAGGAACCACUGUGGCAAGAGCAGAUCGCAUCUGACUCGGAUAAAGGUCCAUACACUAUUGCUGAUGCUCUGAUGGACGCAUCAAUGACAAUAGACGAGCCGGUCGGAAAGAGGCGACGCGCUGCUAUGAACAACCAUCGCUCGCGUCUAAGUAGCCGAGGAGGGGCAAUCUCGCCAAGAACGAAGGAUAAUAGAGCUUUAUCGCCAGCUCAAACUCUGUCGUCGUCACCAGUUGACGGUGCAGGCUUCGAUCAAUCACGACGGACAUCAUCCGCGACACAUGGGCGGAUUUCCCUUGACGAUAAUGCCUCCGUUUCCGAUACUCCCUAUUCCACUAGGAGAGCUAUUCGGCAUCAAUCAAGUGCAUUGGAUCUUUUGAAUAGGAAGGAUAGCGGCAGAUCUGUCGCCGAGACGGGAACGACUGAGGCAAACGCAUUCGGUCAAGUUGAGGGCCCUUUUGCACAGAACCCUCCACCCCAAAUUACCAUUCCGGAUAUUGUCACGGAGGAUGGAAAUCCUAGCAACCGACCGCGUGCUACACAUACAUAUGAGGGCAAUGAUCCUAGCAUUCUAAAAAUGCUCGACAAUAUGUAUUUCGAUAAUUAUCCUCAUGACAUAGCUCUAUUCGGACCACUUGUCCAGCCGAUUACGCGGAGAAAGGCUAGCAAAGCGGCUGGGCAGACGGGUGAAGAAGCGUGGAAGCCGCACGGCAGUCUUGUUGCUACGUUUGCGGAACAUACGGGUGCAAUCAAUCGUGUUCUACCAUCGCCGGAUCAUCUAUUUUUUAUUACAGGCAGCGAUGACGGCACAGUGAAAGUGUGGGAUUCAUCACGACUCGAACGCAAUGUCACGCAUCGUUCACGACAGACCUACAAACACGAAUCAGGUGCGAAAGUUACCGCUCUCUGUUUUGUAGAGAAUACCCAUACCUUUAUUAGUUGUGCUACCGACGGUACCGUCAACGCCGUCAAAGUUGAUACCGCAGCGACGAGCGGCGCGACUAAGUAUAUCCGUUUACGACCUGUCCGAGAGUAUCAACUUCCGCCAGACGAGUAUGCCGUAUGGUGUGAGCAUUUUAAGCAAGAGCUCAACUCCGUACUCGUCUUGGCGACUAACCGGUCUCGAGUUGUAGGUGUUGACCUUCGUACGAGGUCGCUCCUCUACUCUCUUGAAAAUCCGGUCCAUCACGGAACACCGACGUGUUUUUGUAUUGAUCGAAAGCGUAACUGGCUAUUGCUUGGCACAUCGCAUGGAGUAUUGGAUCUUUGGGACCUUCGAUUCAAAAUGCGAGUUAAGAGCUGGGGCUUACCCGGCAAGUCAGCCAUCUAUCGCCUCAGCCUCCAUCCCGCCAAGGGACGCGGGAAAUGGGUAUGUGUGGCAGGCGGUACUGGCCUUGGAGAAGUCACCGUCUGGGACCUGGAGAAGACCCAAUGCAGGGAGAUCUAUCGUGUGGGUGGAUCUAAGGAGGGGCCAAAGGAAUAUAAAGCAUGGGACGUUGAUGAGGACAAACCCGAGGGCAUGCUCGGCCGCUUCGCGACUAAUAUCGAACCUACGGCCAGCGGCAGUUCGGAUCGAGGCGUCCGAGCUAUGGUCGUCGGUUCGGGUGCUAUGGAAGAACAGCGUGAUGUGCGGUAUGGGUACAUCCUGACGGGUGGUUCGGACAAGAAAUUGCGCUUCUGGGAUCUGAUCCGCAUUGAGAAUUCGUGCGUGUUCAGUGGACUCCAAGGAGAGGACGCUAGGCCCGCCUUUUCUGUAGUCAACACACCAAACCAACCCGGCCUAACCCUCAACGUUGAGAGAACAUCUAAAGGCAGUGCAGCGGGUUCGGACCAGAAGAACACCAAGGGCGGCAAGACUACGAGCAGCAGAGAGAAGCCUCCUAGGCAUACGGUCAUCUCGGCAGAGCAGGGACAGCUGCUUAGAAGCCACCUGGAUUCGAUCCUAGACGUGGCGGUCCUGGAGAUGCCGUACACGAUGACGGUUAGCGUGGACCGGUCAGGCGUCAUAUUUGUGUUCCAAUAGGGAAUAGAUGAGUACUAGACGAUAGAAAGAAUGAGGGAUACUGCACGACUUGGCGUUUUUCUUUUGACUGGGUGUUUAGUUUAGUUACGUACACAAUAGGCAAAUAGGAUACCAUGGCUAGGACGAGGCGUUGUCAAGGGUUAGAAGGUUCGCUCAUGGAUUGAAUGACGUUGUUCGGAGUAGUAUCGUUAUGUAGAGGUUCUAAUUCAAUGUCUUGUACACUUAUGUUCGAAGAUUGUCUAAGAUUCUCUGUAUU
This is a messenger RNA of Annulohypoxylon truncatum, 5176 nucleotides long. Its product is annotated as ARM repeat-containing protein. The transcript is spliced from 2 exons. Gene Ontology annotation, cellular component: late endosome; nucleus-vacuole junction; phosphatidylinositol 3-kinase complex, class III, type I. Lineage: Eukaryota; Fungi; Ascomycota; Sordariomycetes; Xylariales; Hypoxylaceae. Gene Ontology annotation, biological process: late endosome to vacuole transport; protein phosphorylation; autophagy of peroxisome. Gene Ontology annotation, molecular function: ATP binding; protein binding; protein serine/threonine kinase activity. The coding region runs from base 211 to 4920 and encodes 1569 amino acids. The record is from RefSeq and is a predicted model, not a curated record.